This is a messenger RNA of Melozone crissalis (California towhee), 3524 nucleotides long. It is a transcript of the gene MAGI3, whose product is annotated as membrane associated guanylate kinase, WW and PDZ domain containing 3. The coding region runs from base 38 to 3394 and encodes 1118 amino acids. Gene Ontology annotation, molecular function: protein binding. Gene Ontology annotation, cellular component: cytoplasm. Gene Ontology annotation, biological process: signal transduction. The record is from RefSeq and is a predicted model, not a curated record. The transcript has 22 exons. Lineage: Eukaryota; Metazoa; Chordata; Aves; Passeriformes; Passerellidae.
GCAGCGCGGGGUGGGUUGCGUCGCCCCGUGUUGCGGCAUGUCCAAGACCCUGCGGAAGAAGCGGCACUGGCUGAGCAAGGUGCAGGAGUGCGUGGUGUCCUGGGGCGGCCCAGCGGGCCCCGACCCCGAUCUGCUGCGCGGCGGCGCCGAGCGCGGCGAGUUCCCGUACCUGGCGGGCCGGCUGCCCGCGGGCAGCGAGGGCGCGCCGGGCCCCGCGCUGCUCUCGGGCAAGGCGCCGGCGCCGGGGGACGUGCUGCUGGAGGUGAACGGUACUCCGGUGAGCGGCCUCACGCACCGCGACACGCUGGCCGUGGUGCGGCACUUCAGGGAGCCCGUGCGCCUCAAGACCGUGCGCCCAGGAAAAGUCAUCAACAAGGACUUGCGCCACUACCUAAGCCUUCAGUUCCAGAAGGGCUCGAUAGACCACAAACUUCAGCAAGUGAUCAGAGACAAUCUCUAUUUGAGAACCAUCCCUUGCACUACAAGGGCUCCCAGAGAUGGGGAGGUCCCUGGGGUAGACUAUAAUUUCAUUCCUGUUGAGCAGUUUAAAGCAUUGGAAGAAAGUGGAGCCUUACUAGAAAGUGGAACAUAUGAUGGUAAUUUUUAUGGUACUCCAAAGCCUCCAGCAGAGCCCAGCCCCUUUCAGCCUGAUCCAGUGGAUCAAGUUCUUUUUGACAAUGAUUUUGAUACUGAAUCGCAGAGGAAAAGAACCACAUCCGUCAGCAAAAUGCAAAGGAUGGAAAGUUCUCUCCCUGAGGAGGAGGAAGAGGAAGAAAAGGAAGCAGUUAAUGGCAGUGGAGGGAUAGAAAACAAAGAAAAACAUUCAGAUUCUCCUGACUGGAUGAAACCUGUUCCCAGCUACAACCAGACAAGCAGCAACAUGGACUUCAGAAAUUAUUUGUCAAGGGAUGAGACCCUGGAACCACUACCCAAGAACUGGGAAAUGGCCUACACGGAUACUGGCAUGAUCUACUUCAUUGAUCACAACACCAAGACAACGACAUGGCUUGAUCCCCGACUCUGUAAGAAGGCCAAAGCUCCUGAAGAUUGUGAAGAUGGAGAACUUCCUUAUGGAUGGGAGAAAAUAGAAGACCCUCAAUAUGGGACAUAUUACGUUGAUCAUAUUAACCAGAAAACUCAGUUUGAAAACCCAGUAUUGGAAGCCAAAAGGAAAAAACAGCUAGGACAUACUGAUGCUGGCCCUUCCAAAUCAGGACCAGGAAGGUCUCUCUUCACUCGAGAUCCAUCCCAGCUUACUGGAGCACUCAUAAGAACAUCCCUGAAAAAAAGUACUAUGGGAUUUGGCUUCACAAUCAUCGGAGGGGACAGGCCUGACGAGUUUCUUCAGGUGAAGAAUGUGUUACAAGAUGGACCCGCUGCGCAAGAUGGAAGAAUUGCUCCAGGUGACGUCAUCGUGGACAUAAAUGGAAGCUGUGUCCUUGGCCAUACCCAUGCAGAUGUUGUCCAGAUGUUUCAGCUCAUUCCCAUCAAUCAGUAUGUGAACAUGACUUUGUGUCGUGGGUACCCUCUUCCUGAUGACAAUGAAGACCCCGUGGUGGAUAUAGUGACAGCCACGCCUGUCAUUAAUGGUCCGCCGGUGGCCAAGGGAGAUGCUUCCAUGUCCAGCCAAGAUUUAGUAGCGGCAACAGUUGUGUUGGACCAGAAUGGGAAGGUGUUGGUCAACGGUCGCCUGAACGGCCCUUCUGUGGAUUCAGCGGAGCAAAGGGUCUCCUUUGCCUCCUCAGGAGGCUCUCAGCCAGAGCUGGUCACCAUCCCUCUGAUCAAAGGGCCUAAAGGCUUUGGGUUUGCCAUUGCAGACAGUCCCACAGGCCAGAAGGUGAAGAUGAUUUUGGACAGCCAGUGGUGCCAAGGCCUACAGAAAGGGGAUGUCAUCAAGGAGAUUUGCCAUCAGAAUGUGCAGAGCCUGACCCACUUGCAGGUGGUGGAGGUGCUCAAGCAGUUUCCAGUGGGAGCAGAGGUGCCCCUGCUUAUCUUAAGAGGAGGUCCACCUUCCCCUACUAAAACUGCCAAAGGAAAAGACAGGCAGGACAGUUCCGGGAGUUUGGAAGCUGUCAGCGAUACCAUUCCGCAGCCGAUGCCCUUCCCGCCCUCUGCUGUGCGACCAGGCUCUCCUAAACUGGACCCGUCUGAAGUCUACCUGAAGUCUAAGACAAUUUACGAGGACAAACCUCCAAACACAAGAGAUUUAGAUGUUUUCCUGAGAAAACAAGAGUCAGGCUUUGGUUUCCGGGUGCUUGGUGGGGACGGACCAGAUCAGCCUAUUUAUAUUGGAGCCAUAAUCCCAUUGGGAGCAGCGGAAAAGGACGGGAGGCUGCGUGCAGCGGAUGAGCUGAUGUGCAUUGAUGGAGUCCCUGUGAAAGGGAAGUCACACAAGCAAGUUCUGGAUUUAAUGACCAGUGCUGCACGAAACGGACAGGUGCUGCUCACUGUCCGGAGGAAGAUCUUCUUCAGUGGGGAAAAGCAGGCAGAGGAGGAGGAGCCGCACCCUGUCCUGACACAGAACAGCUCUCCUCGGCUGAACCGUGCUGACUUUGCCAACCAGCCAUGCCCGGAGGUCUACGACGUCCGUCUGCAGCGGAAGGAGAACGAAGGAUUUGGCUUUGUCAUCCUCACCUCCAAAACCAAACCUCCUCCUGGGGUGAUUCCUCACAAGAUCGGGCGGGUUAUUGAGGGAAGCCCGGCUGACCAGUGUGGGAAGCUGAAGGUGGGUGAUAGAAUCUCAGCGGUAAACAGCCAGUCCAUUGUGGAGCUCUCCCAUGACAGCAUUGUGCAACUCAUCAAAGAUGCAGGCAACGUGGUGACCCUCACAGUGGUGGCUGAGGAAGAGCAACGUGGUCCUCCAUCAGGAACAAACUCCGCCAGGCAGAGCCCAGCCCCACAGCACCGACCACUGGGAUUGGCACCGAUCAACCCUGACAGGGGAGCUACAGAAGGUGAAGCUGGAAAAGAAGUUUCUAAUAGUUACCGGCUGUCCUGGCCUGAGCACAAGCACAUGGCACAGUUGGAUGCUGCUUCAGGUGUUGGCAGCCGUCAUUCCCAGAAUGCUGGCUGUUUCCCAGUGGAGUUGGAAAGGGGCCCUCGAGGGUUUGGAUUCAGCCUCCGAGGAGGAAAGGAAUACAACAUGGGCUUAUUCAUCCUCCGUCUGGCUGAGGAUGGGCCGGCAGUCAAGGAUGGGAGAGUCCACGUUGGUGACCAAAUUGUGGAAAUUAAUGGAGAGCCUACCCAAGGAAUCACUCACACACGAGCCAUUGAGCUGAUUCAGGCUGGAGGAAAUAAAGUUUUGCUGCUGCUGAGACCAGGGACUGGACUGAUACCAGAUCACAGUUUGGCUCCUUCCAGUCUGUGUCCCUACGUGAAACCUGAGCAACAUUAAGGGCUUUCAGUGCUUUUCUUGGUUUUUCCUUAAAGACUUGGUGAUUGGGAUAGCUGCAAUCCUGCUUCAUCAAAUGUAAUAUAUGAAGAACAGUCACCAUUAUUAUCUUCAUCUUCCCAUUCUGCUUUCC